AGGGAGAGAGAGUGGGAAAGAUUGAGGGAGGUGGGAAGACAGAAGGAGAGAUAGAGAGACAAGGAAUGUGAUAGAGAGAGCAUGAGUGUGAGAGAGAGCGUUUGGAAGAGAGAGAGAGAGGGGGAGUUUGGGGCAUACGCUGUACCGCAGUCGUGCUAAGGUAGAGCCGCAUGAGUCUCAGAGGAAUACUGCUGACCCUGUUGAGCGUCUCUGAGGGAAGUCGUCACCCUGCAUGGACUAGCAGAGGGACCGGACUCUGAUCCAACCAGGGCCUCCAAAGUCAACAGUGAGUUCGGCCAAGUGUUGCUGCUGCCGUGCCCCCUACUGGUGUAGCUUCCACCCUGCACCCUACACAUAACGGGGUAGAUACAUAGCCUAUACCGAGAGGCUGGUCUGUCUACCUAGCUAUUUUAGGGGAUAGCAGUCAAACGCAUAUUUUUCUUCCUUAUAAACAGCUAAAAAAGAUGUCCUCCAUACACUCAGAGUGAGGACUUCCUGCGUGUUGUCUGUGACCCUGAGAGCCAGGAGCGUCCUUGGAUCACCUCCAGGGAAAUCCAUUCGCCCACAUUCACUGUCAUUUCGUUCAAGUGUUUUGAAUUACUGAAGGGAUUACACAUCUCACACCGUGUUCUCCAGCAUCCGGUCCCCGUAUAACCUCCACACCAGAACCACUUUGAAGGGCCUAAAACCAGAACCCCAGAUCCGGAUCCGGACCAUGAACCCCAGCGGCUCAGUCUCUCAGGGCCGUGUGGAGCUGAGCAGGCUCCUCAGCGUGGCCCCUCUCCUGCUCCUGCUCCUGCUGGGGGCCCCUCCGGGCUCCCGGGGCCAGAACGACACGGAGCCCAUCGUCCUGGAGGGGAAGUGCCUGGUGGUGUGCGACUCCACCCCCUCCUCCGAGCCGUCGGGCAACGCCCUGGGCAUGUCGGUCCGCUCCGGCACGGGGCGGGUGGCCUUCUCGGCCACGCGGCAGACCAACCACGAGCCCACAGACAUGAGCAACCGCACCAUGAUCAUCUACUUUGAUCACAUCCUGGUGAACGUUGGGAACCACUUUGAGCAGGACAGCAGUGUGUUCCUGGCCCCGCGGAGGGGAGUGUACAGCUUCAACUUCCACGUGGUGAAGGCCUACAACCGACAGACCAUCCAGGUGAGCCUGAUGCUAAACGGCUGGCCCAUGGUGUCGGCCUUCGCUGGGGACCAGGACGUGACGCGGGAGGCGGCCACCAACGCCGGCCUGGUCAUCAUGGAGCGGGGGGACAAGGCCUAUCUCAAGCUGGAGAAGGGCAACCUGAUGGGCGGCUGGAAGUACUCCACCUUCUCCGGCUUCCUGGUCUUCCCCUUGUGAUCGGGACCCCGGCUAGGCAGUGGGUCGACGGGACAGGCAUGGAUGGACGGAUGUGUUGGGUGAGGGUGGGGAGGAGGGUGGCUGUCGACGGCCCGUUGGGGAUGUGGUUGGUAGGGGUGGUGGGAUGUUGGGGA
This is a messenger RNA of Gadus macrocephalus (Pacific cod), 1479 nucleotides long. RefSeq names its product cerebellin 12 (gene cbln12). Lineage: Eukaryota; Metazoa; Chordata; Actinopteri; Gadiformes; Gadidae. The record is from RefSeq and is a predicted model, not a curated record. Gene Ontology annotation, cellular component: synaptic cleft; glutamatergic synapse. Bases 716 to 1345 code for a protein of 209 amino acids. The transcript is spliced from 4 exons. Gene Ontology annotation, molecular function: protein binding.